AUGGAUGUGCUGGCUAAUAUUGACCCGACGGCCUCGGGCAAUGCGCUCGUGGACCCGUACCGCCCCUCCUUCUUCGAGUUGAUUGCACAAGCUCAGCUGGCAGAGCUAUUGAAGCCAGCUGCACGCUAUGUGCUGACCGUGCUUGCGCAGCGCAAUCCACGCUACCUCUUACGGAUAGCGAACCGCUUUGAAGAAAUAUACGCGUUGCUGAUGUUGCUCGUCGACCGACACUAUUUGCGGACGUGGAACGCAUCGUUUACAGAAAACUUUUACGGGCUCAUGCGGCGGCGGUGUCCUGCGAUCUCGGCAAAGCGUAUAGAAGCGAGUGCGAGCCAACGUGCGCUGCAAGAAGCGCAACGUCUGCGCCCUCGCGAAAUCAACGCUUCCCUGUUUAUGCUUGUCGGCGCACCGUACAUCGAGGCGAAACUUACACAGUACUGGGAGCACCUCGGUGGUGGUAUCAGCGACGCAAACGACCUGUUCAACGACGAGCCUGCAUUCCGUGGCGUGGCACACGAACAGACACUGCGGCAAAAAUGGGAAGGUGUGUUCCGCAAAGGAUAUCCGUAUGCAAAAGUGUUUUACCAGCUAUGGAUGCUUGCAUACAAUAUUGGCUACCUGUUCAACCGCACGCCCUACUGGCGGCCUUGGUACCGAUGGCUGCGCAUGGAUGUGCGGCGUAUGCAAGGGAACGAGCAGCCGCUCGUAUCGCUGACUACCAGGCCGCUUCCACCGCCGACCAAGUUCCCGCUCCUGUUUCUCUGGGCACUUUCAAAGCGCGGCUCUGCGUUUGUGUUUGAGAUGCUCAAAUACGCACUUCCUGCCUCGAUUUUCUUCUUCAAGUUUUUGGAGUGGUGGUACAGCCCGAGUAACCCCCGGCGGCGCAGCAAUGACGACGGCGAUGCUGCGACGACCAAAAACAUUGCCCCACCUGAGCCACUUCUUCCAAGCGAGGACGGCGUCCUGAUCAUACGCCCUGAAACGUGGAAGGAUCCGCGCAUCCUCACGCAGCCCGCACCGAGCACCGAUCCAUUCGCCGAUGCCGAGCCGCCGCGUGGCUUGCUUCAUAACGCGUGCCCACUUUGUGGUGUUGCGCCUAUACAAAACGCGGCAUUGCUUGCGUCAGGUUACGCAUUCUGCUAUACAUGUGCGCAUGCCUAUGUGGACAAGUGGCACAGGUGCCCCGUUACAUGGAUGGACUUGCCUGGAGGCGUAGAGCAGAUCCGCAAGGUCCUUGUAUAA
This is a messenger RNA of Malassezia vespertilionis, 1242 nucleotides long. RefSeq names its product ubiquitin-protein ligase peroxin 12 (gene PEX12). Lineage: Eukaryota; Fungi; Basidiomycota; Malasseziomycetes; Malasseziales; Malasseziaceae. Gene Ontology annotation, cellular component: peroxisomal importomer complex; peroxisomal membrane. The transcript has a single exon. Gene Ontology annotation, molecular function: zinc ion binding; ubiquitin-protein transferase activity; protein binding. The coding region runs from base 1 to 1242 and encodes 413 amino acids. Gene Ontology annotation, biological process: protein monoubiquitination; protein import into peroxisome matrix. The record is from RefSeq and is a predicted model, not a curated record.